CCACCACAGCAACAGCGGCAGGGGGAGGGCGAGUGGGAGGAGUGGGAGGAGCAGCUGUCUGAGGCAUGGCUGCUGCCUGCGGGGCCGCGCCUUCGUCUGUACCACCAUCAGAAGCACCCGGAGAGGCCUGGCCUGCCAGACUGUGCUCACUAUGUCAGGACCGGCAACUGCAGGUUCGGCAACGAGUGUCGCUACAACCACCCGAAGCUGCGGGUAGAUGCAACCACCGCAUGUGGCUGA
This is a messenger RNA of Closterium sp. NIES-65, 240 nucleotides long. NCBI's taxonomy places the organism in Eukaryota, Viridiplantae, Streptophyta, Zygnematophyceae, Desmidiales, Closteriaceae. The record is from the annotation of a GenBank genome assembly.